UCUUCUAUGAUGCAUUAUUUUGUCAAUAGAUGUGCCACCCCUAAAUAGGGAAUGAAUGCUCCUCGUAGUGCAUAGGCUGCUUUUGUGUUAUGGAAGCAGCAGCUUCCUCUAAAGGUGCCCAGGCUGAACAACAGAGAAACAUUUCUGCAUCCUUUGGAGACCAGUCCAACUCAGGCUAUUCAAUGAUUCCACAGGCACUGAGCACCACGAGGCCAGCAAACAUAGGCCAACCACAGGAAUGAGUAUUUGGAAACAGCAUGUUAUGGAUGAUCUUAUGUGGUCUUCCCUUGCCAGAUACUCUAAAAUAAUCAUAGAAUCUUGGAGUCAUUAAGGUUGGAAAAGAUUUCUUAGAUCUUCUAGUCCAACUGUUGACCGUGCCUGCUGACCAUGUCCUUCAGGUACCAUAUCCCCACAGUUCUUCAACGCCUCCAGGGAUGGUGACUCCACCACCUCCCUAUGUAAUAAUGAAGCAUUCCACACCAUGUUUUGAAGGAAAAGAGGCCAAGGAGAUCGUGAACAGCAGCAUCAGCACCUUAGAGUUUGCUUCUUUUGCGUAUCUACAGAGUUGUCAUCUUCAGAGGGCUGUGGCUAGCUGAUGAGCAUCUGCUAAUCUUAAGGAGUAUCAGAUGCCUUCGGAAUAUUAUCCACUGGAAUUUGAUCACCACGUUCAUCCUGAGAAAUGUGAUGUGGUUUCUGCUCCAAAUGAUAGACCACAACAUACAUGAAAGCAACGAACCCUGGUGUCGAUGUAUUACCACUGUCUACAAUUAUUUUGUGGUGACCAACUUCUUCUGGAUGUUUGUGGAAGGCUGUUACUUACAUACUGCUAUAGUGAUGACCUACUCCACGGAUAAGCUGCGGAAAUGGGUCUUUCUCUUCAUAGGAUGGUGUAUUCCUUGCCCAAUCAUCAUUGCGUGGGCCAUUGGCAAACUAUAUUAUGAAAAUGAGCAAUGCUGGUUUGGAAAAGAACCAGGGAAAUAUAUCGACUACAUAUAUCAAGGGCCAGUGAUUCUUGUUCUUCUGAUCAAUUUUGUAUUUCUGUUUAACAUAGUUAGAAUUUUAAUGACAAAGCUGAGAGCUUCAACCACUUCAGAAACAAUACAGUACAGGAAGGCAGUCAAGGCAACUUUAGUUCUUCUGCCUCUGCUAGGCAUCACAUACAUGCUUUUCUUCGUCAACCCUGGUGAAGAUGACAUUUCCCAAAUUGUCUUCAUCUACUUCAAUUCAUUUCUGCAGUCUUUUCAGGGUUUCUUUGUGUCAGUAUUUUACUGCUUCUUGAACGGUGAGGUCCGUUCUGCUGCCAGGAAAAGAUGGCACCGCUGGCAGGACCAUCACUCGCUCCGUGUGCGUGUGGCACGUGCCAUGUCCAUCCCCACAUCCCCAACACGGAUCAGCUUCCAUAGCAUCAAACAGACCGCAGCUGUGUGAUACACCCUGCACAUAUAUGCACCACCUGGUGGCCUUCAGGGUUCUUUCUUCAGUCUCCCCAAACUCCUCCUUUCUUCAGACUUCCUUCCUUUAUUCUGCACUGCGCUUUUUUGGCAACGAGGUGCCCGUCGUAUUGUUGUGGACUCUCAUUUCCCGUGUUCAUGAUGCUGCUUUAAGACAACCGGGCUAAAAGCCUCCUGGAGUAAAGGGUGGCAAAGCAGAUUCAAGGAAGAGAUUUAACACUGACUGCACCUUGAGGAAGUCCACAGCACAGUCUAAAACAGCACAGUGGCAGCAACAAUAAAUUCAUUCUCUUUUUUUUUUUUUUCCUUCGUUUUUUCCUCCCAUAGUGUGGCGAACAAAACUAUUUUUGACACACUGCCCAUCUCACCUGUACAUUGGUUCCCGAUGAUUUCAACAGAUUUCGUGUGUAGAUAGCCCAUCUCAUUGUCGGUUCUUUGUAAAAGUUUCUUCUCUGCAAGAAAAAGAGUAUCUGAGAAAUGCUGUGAAGAAUCCGAAUUUAUCUACCUUCCCUGUUUCUCCCUUUGAUAGACUGGGAGUUGGCCAGGGCAUUGCUGGACUGUUAUACAUGGGGUGUUUUGCCUUGCAAGAACCCUUCCCUGUUCAUGCAUAAGAUGUUGAAAAGGACAGCAGUAUCUCUAGAUAGCUCUAUCAAGUAUCCUUAACCCUCUCACCCCCGUAUUUUCCACACAAUGUAAGUAGCCUUUGGGGAAGUGUUUGGUUUUAGCUAAGAGGAUUGGGCUGGGGAAGGACAGCAGGACAUGAUUUCUGGGUUUAAAAAAUAGAAAAGGGAAGCACUGUAAAAAAACAAUCAACCGUGAGAAGAGGAUGUUUGCAUUCUGAAGAUAGUGCUAUAUGCUGCACAAAGAUUAUCUACUCAGCAUUUUGAACUAGAGCAGUUGUAUCUACUAGGCUUUUUAUGUGAUGUUCAGAAAUACUGUAUAUUUUCAAUAAUAAACACUAC
Molecule: messenger RNA, 2413 nt
Organism: Phasianus colchicus (ring-necked pheasant)
Lineage: Eukaryota; Metazoa; Chordata; Aves; Galliformes; Phasianidae
Source: RefSeq, a predicted model, not a curated record